Molecule: messenger RNA, 1011 nt
Organism: Trichoderma harzianum CBS 226.95
Lineage: Eukaryota; Fungi; Ascomycota; Sordariomycetes; Hypocreales; Hypocreaceae
Exons: 1
Coding region: 283-879 (198 amino acids)
Source: RefSeq, a predicted model, not a curated record
CGCACGCGUCGAUACGACUAAGCCCUUUCCGAGCAAGGUAAUAUAUGAAUUCCAACAUAAACUCCAUCCCAACCAAGCACGCGCCAGGUUCCCACUAAACACCUUCAUCUCUUUAACCCAAGACAAGACAGCCUCGAGUGGGAUACUGCUAUCCCGCUUCAGGGCUAGGCAGGCCGCUAGAGUCCUGCAUCCUUACCUGACUUGUAUGCUCCGUGUCUGUCACUUUGUCUGAGAAUAUCCACAGGUAAUGCCAGCUUCGGUUGACCAUCCGACCUCGAAACCAUGAACUCGGCCUAUGGCUCUUCGGAUGCGCCCCGGCAGGCGCCUAUCGGAGGCCAUGGCUCUGUGCCGUCUCUCCCUCCAGUUGUAAGUCCCAGCUCGGCGUCAAACUCCGCGUCUCUGGACCAUCUGUACCAUCACCAGCCGCGCCAUCCACUUCCUACUGGUGCUGGAGCUGGACCCCAUUCUCCAAUCCAGAGUCAAGCUCCUCCACACCUGCAGCCUCACUUUCAACCUCACCAGGGCCAGGGCCAGGUCCAGGGCCAUCAUCACCAGGAACGAGACCACCAGCUGCCGCCACCCAUCAACGCCUACAACACACACCCCCAGCAACACCAGCAUGAGCCUUUGCCACCGCGGGUGCUGGACCCUGCGUCCAACGAGCAGAGGGAUCAGCAGCCUCCUCCUCCUCCUCCUUCUCUUCCUCCUCAGCAUGUCCUCGAACGCCAAUCCGGAUCUCGCGAAUCGUUCAGUGCCUUGAUCCACGCCGAGGGACAGCAGGUUGGGUCGGCAAGUAUGCUCGUUCCAUUCUCAAAGAGCGACGAGCUUACGGGUCGCAAGUACCAGUUAGUUUGCCUCAACGCGCUGCUAUCCUUUUGAUCGAACGCAGCUAAUCCAGCUUCCAAGCCUUGAUGUAGUCCAGCAGCCUCGACGAGCCCGCAUGUGCGGCUUCGGUGACAAGGUCAGUUGCUCUUGGUCAUCCCUCAUGCAUCGACUUCCACCAGACUGCUC